Penaeus indicus is the source of this 6548-nucleotide messenger RNA. RefSeq lists its product as uncharacterized. The record is from RefSeq and is a predicted model, not a curated record. The coding region runs from base 106 to 6510 and encodes 2134 amino acids. Gene Ontology annotation, cellular component: cell surface. The transcript has 32 exons. Lineage: Eukaryota; Metazoa; Arthropoda; Malacostraca; Decapoda; Penaeidae. Gene Ontology annotation, molecular function: heparin binding.
GUAGGAGCUGCCAUUGCUUCGGAUAGAGCUGUUAAUUGUAUGGCAGUUUUCUUAUGCUAGUUUCACAAACGGGACUAUUGCAUUAUUAAUAAGUAUCAUUCCACAAUGAUACUGUGGUUGAUGCUGCUCUUGGCGGCUGGGACGUACCAGGCCCUCCCGACCAACGUCCAAAUUACUCCAGACACUCCACUAGACAGCUUAACUCUCGAUGAGCUUGACCAGCUACUAUCCGAAAAAUUGGUGGAACUUCAAGUAGACAUCCUGAAGACCUACGAAGAGCAGUUACGGGAACACGAAGAAACUCUACACCAUCUUCACCGACAUCGUCGUGAGUCGCCACCAGUGAUACUUGAUGUACCAAAUCCUCUCUAUCCUGUCUUAAACCAAGAAGCUUGGCACUCUUAUGUGUACGACACCCGUCCCUCGAGGGAAAUUGCAUCAGUGACGGAUCUUGUUACCAAUAUAUUCACGAAUGUGCAGACUGUUAUGGACGUCUUUCCCGUAGCCCUUGACGACAUUCACGCAAUAUACAAGAUGGAUUCGGGAUAUGGCUACAUUCUGCAAGAUGACAAGAUGCAUCUGCUGAUGGUCCGUAACCAGUGGACCAACUCGCCUAUCGGGUGUGCCUGCCCUGGCCAACCUACGGACACGAGAUGUGCCUGCUGCGCUCCUGGUGGUGUUCUCUGCCAAGUUUCGGCAAGUGGUGUAAGCAAUACAUGCGUUGAAGACUCUGCGCUAGGCGCCCAGAUGUGUGUUGCCCAAACUUCAAAGCCUCUUGAAUUGGAUUAUGCAAUUGCAUUUGAAUACCAUACUUUCUCCGAGGGGGUGCAGCAAGUUGUCGUAAUUGCAAAAGGGGCAUCUGUCAACUUCUAUAAACUGGAUCAAUGGGGUCUGCAAGAUUUUCAUUCACUGAAAGGCCAUAACACUAUCACACUAGAUAGUGAUGUAACUCAUCUAGGAUAUGGAGAAGUGUUUGUAGAACAGUUCGGUACAGUUGCAAGGAAGAGGUAUUUGUUUACUUUCGGCCUUGACAGUAGCAGCAAGCGUUAUUAUGAAGUCGUAAUAAAUCCAGGGGACCUCUCCAUAGAAACUGGAUUUUCAAUGACGUGGGAUACCACUGGAACAUCAAUGAAAGUCUGGCAAAACGGUGGCAGAGUAAUCAUUGGAGUACAAGAUGGUACUAACCUCAAUAUUCACGAACUAACAAGUGACCGCUGGGGUAGACAACAAAUUUCAUUGCAACAAGUAUUGAUCCUCCCAGCAACGGUAACCUCCUGGAGAAGCUAUGCCACAGGCUUUGAAAAUUUCCUCGUAGCCACGACCCCAACCUUUGCUCGCAUUUACAUGGAGAGUAGGGGCGAGUACCAAAUUCUUCAGAACCUCUUGCCUACUGGUAGUCUUUCAAGCUUCAUUGAAUUGGUGCCAGUCAGUCUUCCUUCCUGUAAGGACGAAGUAAUCCUAAUGACCGGAUCGGGAAGCAUUGUGCAAAUCUUCGUUUGGGAUGGAACAAAAGGACUUUACUCCCUGGGAAAUGAAACUACAGUACUAGCUGAUAUAACUGGCUGGGACAAAGGCUUUGGUGAUGUAAGAUCAAUUAGUACAGCUGUCCCAAAGUUGAUACUGAAAUCGACACUAGGAGUUGUUGGCAUUGAUGUUGUUGCAGAGAUGCUUCAUCUCGAAGACCCUAUUUGGGAUGAAAGUGUUGCCCUGAAGAACAGAAAGCAGUACCUGGAGAACGAAUAUACAAGGCAGAGGGAAGUGAUGAGUGAUAUAGAUGACAGAUUAAAUCAUUCUGUAGACACCGUUACAGCAACUGUUAACAUUACUGGUGAUGUGACCAUUUUGAAUGGCAUAAUCCUUGACAAGACCUUAACAGUUACGGACUUGACUGCAAGCAACCUUGUAUUCCCCAACACUGAUCUUUCUGGCAUAAGCUACAGUGGAUACAAAGAUCACCUUGAUCAGCUAGCCAAUAGUGCCACAUGGCUACAGACUAUAGAUGGCACCUUAACUUCCAUUGAAACAGAACUAGAAGAUGCUGUUAGUGUGACUACAACCAAAAAGAUCAAUGGCAGAAAGGUAAUUGUGGAUGGGUUAACGGUUCAGGAGCUGAAUGUUGACAGUGCAGUUUUCCAAGAAGUUUUGGACACUGGUGAUCAAACUUUCCCUAUUACUUCAACACUUGAAGGACUAGUAAAGUUUGCUGAUCCACGCAAGAUAACGGGCAAGAAGACCUUUGCAACAAGGCUUGAUGUCACAAAUCUUGAAACGGGCUCCCUUGAUGACAUUCCUGUGAGUGAUGUUGCAACUACAACAGGCAGCUAUGCAGUAACUGGUAGUGUUAACUUUGUCAACACCCUACAAGCAAGGAAUGUAGCUCUACCAAGUGGUGGCACUGUUGGCGGUAUAGAUCUUACAAAUGCAGUUACACUAAAUGGCCCAGCAAAGUUAGGUUAUACUGUCUUCAAUAAGAACUUGACAGUUAGUGAAAACCUACAAGUGGAUUCUACUGAUGUGGAUGGUGUAAUUAUUGAGCAGCUGUACAGGAACGCGCUAACAAAAGCGGGUGGAAAAUUGAAGGGACCUCUAGCAUUUACUAACGAUGUGACUGCGAAGUCUCUUUCUGCUAGCCUGCUAUCUGGUGUUAGUUCGCCUAUUUUCUUGUCUACAACUGUAUUCAAGAAUGAAGCUAGUCAACUGACGGGCAAGAUAAAGGUACCAAGCCUUACAGCCAAAAGCUUGCAAGUUGGAGACAUGGUCAACGGCAAAGCUUUCCCCUCUGACUUCCCCCUUAAGACAGAUUCUAGUCUGAACCUAGGCACCAAAGCCUUCAAUGAUUUGACUUGUGAAAAUCUUGUAGUUGACAAUGGUGCUUCUGUUGAUGGUAUCCUGUUUGAAAACUUGGUCACUCUCCACAGAGCUCAAACAAUGACUGGAAUAAAGACCAUAACAAAUGGUGUUGAUAUUCAAGGCAGCCUCCAAGUUCCUAGUAGCUUGGUUGCAGGUGUGAAUUUCGAUGAACUACAUGCCAACCUUACAGCAAUUUUGGAUCCAAUGGGUGAAGGAUUUGAUUGUUAUUUCUUUGAACCUGUCACAGCCCCAACUGUAGUGUAUUCAGGUCAACUAAAUGCACUGAAUAUUGUGGAUCUUGGUCAAGAUAUAAUCUACAGUGCUGACCCUACAGCAGCAGUAUCAGGCACAAAGAUCUUCACUCUUCCACUGAGUAUCUCUCAUGCAACAUUUGACACUACAUUUAAUGGUGUAAGCUUUGAAGAGCUUGUACAUAGCUUCUCAAGUACUCCUAUAGCCGGAGUAAAAACCUUCAAGAAACCAGUUACUUUCUCAUCAAAUGUUGACGUAACGGGUCUAGUUGAUGGUGUGGACUUGAAGCAACUCUUUGAUUCUGCCCUCUACUUGGACAAGGUGGGACAAGUGGUAACAGGAAGGAAGACCUUCACCAGUACAGUGUCGGCUGGAGAACUAGAUGUGCAGGGCAGAGUAUCUGGUGUGGACUUCACCAAGGUGCUGGCUAACUCUGGUGCCCAAACCUUCACUGUUCCCCAGAAGUUUGCAGCAGCCUCCUUUGGUGCUCUGGAUACUAGCCAAAUCGAUAUGUCUGAUGGCUUCACAAUGAAUGGCAUUGACAUUUCUGUGCUGGACAGCAUUCGCAUGAGCCGCAAGAAUCCUACUGCCCACUUGGGUGCCCUAACUGUAAAUGGAAUGGUAUCUGUUCUUGGUGCAUUUGAUGCAGUAAACAUCGAUGGGCAUAAUGUUGCACAGUUGAAGAACAACAUUGUCACAGAUGACAUGGACUCAAUCAUCUCGUCGGAUCUGAGCUUUGCAAGCCUAACUGUGAAAGGAUCUGUAAGUACAGCUAACAAGGCUGGUGCUAAUGGCAAGAACAUAAGCAGAAUCCACGAAAAUGCAGUCUUCCUAGGAGGUAACAAUGCCAUGACAGGAUCUGUGACCUGGGGUGACCUUGACCUGCAAGACGAUGUAGCGGUUGGAGGACUUGUCAAUGGGAAGGACCUGCAAGUGGUGCACAACAAUGCAGUGUACAAAGAUGCCAAUUCUGUCCAGAUAACAGGCAAGAAGGUAUUCGUGAAUGGUCUUUCUGUGAAAGGAGACAUAGACACAGAAACUACAAAUGGUAUUGACCUUGGUACAAGACUCUUCACUCUCCACACUGACCAAGAUAUCACUGCUGCAUUUACUUUCGAUUCUGUAACGGCUGAGAAAAAUUUGACCCUUGAUGGUACUUUUGAUGGAGUUGAUCUUGAAAGGCUCGAUUCUCAAGCCCUCAAGCAGAGUGCAGAUAACAUUGGAAACAUUGUCUUCAAUGGAAAAGUGACGGUUGGCGAUUUCCAGGUUGCUGGAAACCUGGAAAAUAUUGAUGUCAAUCAAAGGCUUCAAGAUGCUGUACGCUUAACUGGUAGUGAUAUAAUAAUUAGAGGUAAAAAGAGUUUCGUCAGUGACGUAACCUUCAAGAAUAUCUUCACCACAAACUUGAACAACGUCGACUUUAAUGCUUUCUUAAGCCAUGCAGUACGCAAGAAUGUCCCAAUUACACUGAACAGAAACAUCAAGGUUAAUGGGCUAGUAACUGCACCCUCGGUAACUGCUAACUCCCUCGCAAUACAGGGUUCGGUAGAUGGCAUAGAUUACAAGGACUUGAUGACUAAAGCGGUUCUCCUUGAUGGGACACAGUCUUCAACUUCUAAUUUGCAAUUUGCAAAUGAUGUAUCGGUAACGGGUAACCUUGCUAUCACAAAACUAAAUGAUUUAGAAGUGGAUACCCAUUACCUAACCACCAAUACACCGCAGACCUUCAUAACAAAUGUAGAAGUUAAUGAUGUUCAUGCAUCUACUAAUGUGGCGGUACUGGGUAAGGUUAACAACGUAAACCUUCCUGCAGAAUCUCUAAACACUCUGAAGAAAAGUGGAGGCCAAACUGUAACUGGACUAAAACGUAUAGAAGGUUUGACUAUUGUAUCAAACAAUGUUGAAGUAACAGGCAAAACGGGAGACGAUGCCUUGGUCGACUUCUCGACAGAGGUCGUGUAUCUGACCGAAGCUCCAACAAUAAGUGGGCGUCUUAACUUCUCUUCUGGCCUAACUGUACAGAGUUUAACUAGCACCAGUGGUGAGAUUGGUGACAUAGAUUUGGUAAACUUGGCAAAUAAGGCUUGGUAUUACAAUAAACCAGCUUUAAUCACUGCUAGCCUGAACUUCACCUACCCAGUAGUCAUGAAGGAGACUCUACUGACUAGUCACCCAGUGGAUGGCAUGCUUGUAAGUGCAGUGUAUGGAGAAGCUAAAAGUGCACUAGAGACCUACUCUACCUACAAUGAAGGCAUAAAGAGCCUUUACAUCAAUAAAUGCCCCCUCAUUGAAGAAGCAUAUGAAGAUACUCAGAGGGCCAUAUUUGAUGCAGACUACUUUGAUUUGGUGCAUGAGCUCCAGUUUAGUGGGAAACUAAAGUCUUCUGGAUCUGUGAGGAUGGGCGAUUACUCCUAUGUUGUCAUGAGCUGGGACCAAACUUGUGAUGUGACGAUGCACAAGUAUGGCACUAAUUUUGUACACACUACAGCGCAGUACUCUAAUGUUGGAUCUGGUAAAGACUGGAUAGACUUCGAACACAAUGGAAAUAUUUUCCUCAUCAUGGCUGCAUCUGCUGCAGACAAUAGCUGCAGCAGGACAAAUAGUGUUGCCUUCAAGCUAGAGAAUGGUGUACUUGCUGUGCACCAAGAACUUGUUGCAGGAGAAAAGGUCCAACAGGCUUUUGUCGAAGAAACUGGAUCAAUGGGAAUAUCUAUUACCAUGGGCAGCACAAGACACAUCUACAGCUUCAGCAGCUCAAAUAAUCUCUUUGAAUUUGUAAAAACCUCCCCUGCUCUUGAUGCAAUGGCAACAAUGAUUGAUGAUGGAGACGCUAUAGUUGUAACGGGCGAGACCGAGAAAAUGAAGAUGUCCGUGAAUGGUGCUAUACUUCAUGAAGUGGAGGUACUUAAAGUAGAUGACGCAACCCUGGUGAAGCAAUAUGGGAAACUGUACCUGAUGUGUUCAGUUACACGACAACUAGUAUCUGGUGUAGUGCACAACCUUGAGCUUUACUUGGUUGACCCUGCUACUGGCUUCUCUUGGCUAGAUUCAAAGCCUUUGAAUGAACCGGCUAAGCUGACUAGUUUCUUCACUGGUAAUGCAGCAACUGGAACUACCUUGGUUGUAGCCUUGCAGGAGAACUGGUACCCUACUGCUUACACAAUACAUGGAAUGAAGUACAAGCCAUUUGUAGAACUAAAUGCACCCUUAACUUGGUGGGCAGAGCACUUUAGUGUGCCACAUGCAACCUUCCCAGAAAUCUCCAAACAUGCUCUAUUAAUUGGACAAGGAAAUGCAGUGAAGGUGCUAGAGCUGAAGAUGAAUGGACUGACUCACGAGGCUGAACAUGUUGAGUGCAACCCAGGAGCUUUCAAGUAUCCUGAACUAAUGCCAAUAGUCCCAGUGUGAUAAAACCAUUUUAAAAUUUUAAUAAAUUGUUAAUUAAA